This is a messenger RNA of Penicillium verhagenii, 1530 nucleotides long. RefSeq names its product putative aromatic-L-amino-acid decarboxylase. The record is from RefSeq and is a predicted model, not a curated record. The coding region runs from base 1 to 1530 and encodes 509 amino acids. Gene Ontology annotation, biological process: amino acid metabolic process. Gene Ontology annotation, molecular function: carboxy-lyase activity; pyridoxal phosphate binding. NCBI's taxonomy places the organism in Eukaryota, Fungi, Ascomycota, Eurotiomycetes, Eurotiales, Aspergillaceae. The transcript has 3 exons.
AUGGACCGUGAAGAGUUCCGAGCAGCGGCUCACUCGGCGAUUGACGAUAUCAUUGGAUAUUUCGAUAGCGUCCCCGACCGGAGAGUCCUCCCGGCUCUUGACCCCGGAUACUUGCGCCCUCUCAUCCCCACCAACCCUCCAACCGAACCAGAAUCCUGGGACCAAAUUCAACAGGAUGUGGACACAAAAAUCAAACCCGGGUUGACCCAUUGGCAGUCGCCAAACUUCAUGGCCUACUACCCGGCCUGUGUGACAUACCCGAGUAUCCUGGGAGAGAUGUAUUCGGCCGCGUUCACCGCGCCGGCAUUCAACUGGCUCUGCUCACCGGCCUGUACGGAGCUGGAAACCAUCGUGAUGGAUUGGGUGGCAAAGGCACUAGGACUCCCGGAGUGCUUCUUGAGCACCUCGGAGAACCUGGGUGGAGGCGUCAUUCAGAACAGUGCAAGCGAUGCCAUUGCGACCAUCAUCGUUGCGGCACGAGAGCGACGAGUCCGCGAGAUGGUGCUGGCUGAAGGUCUCAAGGAAGGAACCACCGAAUAUGACGAGCGCAAGAUGGAUCUCCAACCACGCUUGGUGGCGAUUGCCAGUGAUCAGACACACAGCAGCGCAGCCAAGGGCGCGUUGAUUGCGGGUACCCGUUUCCGCAGUGUGCCCACUCGAUUGGAAGAGAACAUGGAGAUGACAGCGGCGCGUCUGCGAGAAGUAUUGGAGAAGUGUGAUAAGGAUGGAUUGACUCCGUACCAGCUCACCAUGACUUUUGGUACAACCAACACCUGCAGUGUCGAUCGCUUUGCCGAGAUCAAGGCCGUGCUCCAGGAGAAGCCUGCAUGGCAGCGCAUCUGGGUGCAUGUUGAUGCGGCUUAUGCGGGUGCUUCUCUUGUCGCGGAUGAGUGGCAGUAUAUCGCCAAGGAUUUUGCUGAGGGUGUGGACAGUUUCAACAUGAAUAUGCACAAGUGGUUGCUGGUCAACUUUGAUGCAAGCGUCAUGUUCGUCCGGAAUCGUCUUGACCUAACAAAUGCCCUCGACAUCACCCCUACCUACCUUCGCAACCCAUAUUCCGAUAUGGGCACUGUGAUUGACUACCGCAACUGGUCCAUCUCUCUGGGUCGCCGAUUCCGCGCCCUGAAGAUCUGGUUCGUGAUUCGCAGCUACGGCUUAAAUGGCAUGAAAGCGCACAUUCGCAAAACUAUUGGCUUGGGGAACACCUUCGCUGAUCUGGUCCGCGGUCGGUCUGAUCUUUUCGAGAUCGUCACCAAGCCAGUCUUUGGUCUCACCGUAUUCCGUAUCAAAGGCCCAGCCUCAAGCGAGACCAAUGGCGCGAUAUUCAAGGACGAGGCAGCAGAUGCGAUCACCAAGAAAGUCUAUGAAUUGAUCAACUCGCGAGGCGAGAUCUUCAUCACCUCAACUGUGGUUGAUGGUGUUUAUGUGAUUCGUGUGGUGAGUGCCAACCCGAUGGCCGAGGAAAAAUAUAUCCGUAACGCGUUUGAUAUCAUUGUUCGCACAACCGAGGAGGUUUCGCAACAAAAAUAA